Molecule: messenger RNA, 3926 nt
Organism: Prunus dulcis (almond)
Lineage: Eukaryota; Viridiplantae; Streptophyta; Magnoliopsida; Rosales; Rosaceae
Exons: 6
Coding region: 2745-3785 (346 amino acids)
Source: RefSeq, a predicted model, not a curated record
GAAUAAACAAGGAACAGACUACGGGUUCAAAAUCUCACAAGACUGAAAGAGAAAGAGAGGAGCGGUGGAGGAGGCUGACGACGUCGUUCGUUUUGAUUUCUGGGGUGUUUGCAGAACUUGUUCAGCAGAUGCAAGUAAAAGGCGUGCAGGUUGAGGAGUUGUAUUCAUUGGACCUUGAUUCUCUGAACAAUCUGAGGCUGGUGUACGGUUUGAUUUUCCUAUUCAAAUGACAACGGCUCCAAUUGUUUACACUUUCCAAUCAGCUCUAGGAUAAUGCAAAAUGAAAACAUUAGUGAACAGCGGUGCCAAGACAAACCCUUCAGUCAAGGACACCUGCAAACAAAAGUUACAAUGACUCUAUUUUGAGGUGAGUACAAGCUGUUGCUUUUACAUUGUAAAAAUUGAUGAAGCAACAAUAAAUCUAGAGAGAUUUAGAGAAGAAGGUGAUGACACAGAAGAAUAAGAGGUGUUGAUGCGAAAAAGUGGUUUGACACGUGGCUCGCUCAACUUAGUGAUAUUAUGUCUUCGGAAGGGAUUUUGCCUUCGGAAGAUCAAGUUCCUGCAAAAGGACACGUUCGGUAAGACCUUGGGAUAUCAGUGUGGUACCGGCCAAAGGCUCUCCGAUGGUUAAGUAAGUACGGUUUUAGUAAAUAUUAGAUUACAGAUCAAGCGGUAGCGUACCGUUGGUUUGUCUCCCUUCUUUUUGAGGAUAGGGGCAUUGGGAGGUGUGCACUAUGCUCAUAUUUCCGAUGUGGGACUGUAGAAGCGGAUUGUAAGCAUGACACGUGUCCUGGUGCAAAAAUGUCAAAAUGUAUGGCUUCGGUAGGGCACAUGCCGAAGGGUUAUUGUGAUAAAUAUCGAUUCUGUCCACGUGUUUGGCAGUCACAGGUCGUUUAUUUCCGGUAUAAACAGUAGUCCCCCAAGUUCUCUUCCGAAGUUCCUUCGGAAGGGAAUUUAGUUCUCCAUGGCAGUUCGUAGGUGCCCUGCCGUUCGGUAAGCUCGUUUGGAAGAGACUUCCCUGAGACCCGAAGGGUCGUCGAUGCUGAGAGGGGUGAUGGCAAAGAGACGCUUCGUCUUCCGUGCCUGGCGUGCUGAGACGCUUCGUCUUCCGUGCCUGGCGUGCAGUCAACAUUGCCAUUCAGCGGGUGACACGUGGCUAGCGAAGCCACGCCUGACGGUCGCAUUUAUGAGCCAUUUGGUUUCCCGAGGCAUACCGUUGCAGCUCUCUCCCUAUAAAUAGAGGCUGCUCCAAGCGUAAAGCUCACUUUGCAUUUGAGAGUUGACGCGAGAGCUCUGUAUAGGCGAUUUCCGAAGAGAGUAAACGGCAAUUCAGGCGAUUUUCACAGAAGUUCUCGGCAUUCAAGGCGAUUUCCGAAGUCUCCAUUCGGCAGUCAAAUCUUUUCUCACUACUCAAGGUAAGAUACCGUUCGGUACUCCCAAAAUACUUUCCCUUUAUUUCUGUACGUCUUUUCGUGGCAUAAGCUAGCCGAUCGUUAGUAGGGCUUGCCUUCGGUGGUCUAGUGAGCCAUAGGUAGCGACGUAGGCAUCGGUAGGGUAGUUUAUGACACGGUCUUAGCCUUCCUUUCCUUUUUUGUAGAUGUCUGCUAGCGAGUCGUCCUUCGGCAGUGAGCCCAAUGCGUUCGAUGAGGAGUUGUCAUCGGGCUGGGACACGUCUAGUGGGGUUGCGAGCCUCGAGGCCGAGGGUGGAGAGGACACCGAUGUUGAGAUACUCGUGAGGAGGUGAACUCCGUUCCCACCCAUGGCAUCGGCAAGACUUAUGACGGGGGAAACGCUUCCCUUGGCCGCGGUCUAUAAGGACGGUACCCGCGUCGGUACCUUUGAGCGUCAACCGGAGGCCUCCACCUCCGGUCGUGAUGAGGGCGUUGUCGGUCCCUCUCGACCGAGGGUGACGAUCAUCCACCGGGAGCGGUCUAGGAUACCGGUGGGUGUACCAAAGAAGGCUCUGUUCGGGGUCGAUUACUUGGAGCCCAACAAGAUCACCGAACGGGAGCUGGAGAAAAUCAGGGUCGAGUACCUCUUCCCGGACUCGGUGAAGAUGAGGAUUUCGGGUCCUACCGAGUCCCUCAGCGACCCAGGGGACGGUGAAGUCACCUUCUUCACCGACGUGCUUCUGAAAGGGGUUAGGUUGCCGUUGCAGCCUGCCGUGCAGAAGAUACUUGCCCAGAUCGGGUACGCCCCAGGCCAGUACAAUCCCAACUUUUGGGUGGCCUUGAUGGGGGUGAUAGCUGCGUUCGGGAUUGCCGGGGAGGGGAAGCCCUCAUACGAGCAGUUCUCGUAUCUGUACAGCAUCUCCAAGUCCAAGAGUGCCGAUCAUGGUGGCUGGGUUCAGGCGAACUGCCUGAAGGCUUCCGAGUGGGGGCACUUCAUUAGCUCGGUGCCGACUUCCCAAAAGUCGUGGAGGAAUCGGUGGGUGCUACUCUCCGGUGAUUGGGAAUCACCAUCGGGAGUACCCCCACGGUUCUCGGUACCCACGACGUUUCAAAUCGCCGGUAGGUUUCUGAGUUACCGAUCGGUAGGCUGACUAUUGUCUUCCUUUUUUCUUAUUUUAUUUUUUUACUAAUUCUCUCUUCGGACAGGUAAACUCAAGCAGCCGAACCCCUAAACAGAGUGAGAUUCGACAGCUCGACAGAGUGAGGCUGAAGGUGCCUGCUGCCGAGCGAGUUUAUCCGCACUUCCUCUUCACCAACAAUCUCAUCAGAGCCGGCCUCGUCAACCCUGCCGAGAUGACGGACGCAAGGAAGGCUGCCGAGGGCAAGAAGAUGAACGAGUCCUCCAGGAGGCGCCUUAUGAUGGGCCUGGAGGGCAAGAAGAAGAAAAAACAGCCUGAGGUACCUUCCGUUCGGCAGUCGACGGAUCUCGAGGACGUGACCCUCGCGGAGCGCCUGCGACAGCUAUGCGUCGAGCCUGUUGCGUGGCCUGCUACCGAUGCCCCCGCGCCGAGGCAGUCGAAUGCUAAAGCCGCUGCCUCCAGAGCUGCAGGGAAGCGGCCAGUGACAGCGGAUUUGGAAGCCUCGCCGGCUUCCAAGCGGGGUCGUCCGUCGGAGGCUUCGAGGGCCGUCCUUGCGGUGGAGGACGAGGACGGACCUACCGAGGCCGUCACCAUCGCCUGCCCCUCGAAGACGGUGCAGUUUGUCAAUCACAUGAUCCUCGGCUCUCAAAUGGAGCUACCGGAGAUUGACGAACUACCGAAGAAGCUUCUUCGGGAGCAGGCCGGACGCGCCUUCCGUCUUCAGGCCUCGGCGUCCAUGGAUAUAUGGCUAAGCUUCAAGCGAGCCAUCUCUGCUGCCAAGCGAGCGAAAAAAGCCUACAACGACGGCAGGGCCAAGGUUGCCGAAGUAGACAAGGCACUUCAGGACCACGCCCAGCUGCUCAAGGAGAAAGAGGCUGCCGAACGGCAGGCUCUUGUUUCGGGGGCGAAGGUGGAGGAGAUGCGGGUGGCCUUGGAGGCAGCGCAGGCGGCAGCGAGGGAUGCCGAGGCAGCUUCGGAGGCGGUUCAAGAUGCCUUGGAAGAGUCCGAGCGGACCAAGGCUGUGGAGAUCGAGGCUGCCGUUCGGUCUGCUAUCCAGGGAUACCGCUCGUCUGAAGAGUUCACUGCCCUUCUGGACGGGGAAGUGGGCUUGGAGAUGGCGGACCUGCUGUACCGAUUCAAACGGUACAACCCUGGGCAAAAGCUGAACCUGAACUUUGCUGCCGAUCCUCCUCUCCUUCCGGAGGGAAUAACCGAGGAAAUGAUAUUGGAGUACGAGGGGGAGGACGCUGCCUAGGGACCUGGUUCUGCCGAGGCUGCUGCUGGAGAUGAAGCUUGAGGGCAUUUUUAUUUCCCUUGUAAUUUUAGUUUUUAAUUUUCAUGUUAUUCUGAACGUGUUGAUGCCGAGGGCAUCCUUUAAUUCAAAUGCAUAUUUUUA